UUGGCCAGCAGGUUGAGCUUCGGGGAGCGGGGGGAACUCCGAGUGCCAAGAUGGCGGCCUCCUCAGCUGCGCGGGUCGUUCAGGGUGGCCUCUCUCGGAACCUCAAGGAGAUCCGGAUCCACCUCUGCCAGCGGUCGCCGGCCAGCCAGGGGGUCAGAGAUUUCAUCAAACAACAUUAUGUGACUUUAAAGAAAGCAAAUCCAGAUUUCCCUAUCCUGAUCAGAGAGUGCUCAGAUGUGCAACCCAAACUCUGGGCUAGAUAUGCGUUUGGCAGAGAGAAGAGUGUGUCACUGAAUAACCUAAACCUGGACCAAGUUGCCAAAGCCUUGGAGAAUGUUGUUAACAGCAAAGCAUAAGGAAAACAAAUGGCAGCUGAAUUUAAAUCAACUUAGAAAAUAAAGCUGAAGUAUCUUGUUUAAGCCAA
This is a messenger RNA of Zootoca vivipara (common lizard), 424 nucleotides long. RefSeq names its product NADH:ubiquinone oxidoreductase subunit A2 (gene NDUFA2). Gene Ontology annotation, cellular component: respiratory chain complex I. NCBI's taxonomy places the organism in Eukaryota, Metazoa, Chordata, Lepidosauria, Squamata, Lacertidae. The record is from RefSeq and is a predicted model, not a curated record.